Molecule: messenger RNA, 1869 nt
Organism: Yamadazyma tenuis ATCC 10573
Lineage: Eukaryota; Fungi; Ascomycota; Pichiomycetes; Serinales; Debaryomycetaceae
Gene: PRM1
Product: pheromone-regulated protein
Cellular component (GO): mating projection tip
Source: RefSeq, a predicted model, not a curated record
AUGAUUAUGGAAGCUCCCAACUACCUUGAUUUCAAAGACAGACUAGCCCAGGUGUGGUGUAAUCGCUACUCCGUCAUCUUAGUGGUGGUACUAAUCAAGGUGUACCUAUUUAAACAAACACUUUCCGAGGCUCUCAAGACCCUUUCCCAAUACCUGACGGAAGCCGUUGAUGAGUAUAACAGUGCCAGCAAGAAAAUGCAAGCGGUUCCUGAACAAUACGCUGCUAUCGUCAAUAGUUUUGUUAUGAGCAGUAUUAACAGCAUUAAGUCCCUGUCGUUAUAUCUUAUUCUUUUGUUCUUGAAAGGCCUUACAGAGGUGCUCAAGUUUGUGGUGACGUUGUUUUUGGGGACUUUAAUCUGCUUGAUUUCCGAGUUGGUACAAGGGUUUGCUGAUUUUGCAGCCAACGUAGCGGAGGAGGUACUCUCCAUGAUUAACAGCAUUGUGAAGGCAUCCACCACCAUAAUUCAGUCAGCAAUCAACGGCCUCAGUGAGCUAGUUGAAGAUGUGUCGCUGGGUUUGAAUCUGGUGUCUAAUUUCUUCACUGGUUCCAAUGCUGUUAAUGCGACAGACUUUAUCACCAAAAUGGACGCGGCUGUGAGUUCACUCAACAACAUCACCAUUCCACUGACGGUGUUUGACGACAUCAACAAGUUAAAAACCAUGGUCCCCGACUUUGACGACCUUGAAGAUGAGGCGUUGGACUCGUUGACUGAACCUCUCACCAAUUUGGUAGACAGGCUAAAUGUUUCGGUACUGUUUCUGUUAAUUUCAUCCCACAACCUCAAUCAGACUAUUGGUUCUCAGGAGUCCGCCACGAUCAACUCACGGGUGGUGGCAGAGUUUGUGGACGAAUUGGAGUCUGUUCUUGAUCAUAGCUUUAGCGUUGUUCUCAUUGUAUUGGUGAUUGCGAGUGUAGGGGUUAUGGUACCACUCGCGUACAAAGAAUACUCCAACUGGAAGAAGAAGUACAAAAUGUAUUUGGCCAUCAACGACAUUGGUUUGAGGUAUCGUGAGACUCCACUUGAAGCUGACGAGUUUCGUUUCCUCAACAUCUUCAACAUCUACACCAAUAACGUGCUCUACCUGCUAGAGAAGUUGGGAGUUCGUAUGAACACCAAAGGCAUUUGGCUCGUGAGCUAUUGUACGUCUUCAUACUCCAUCUUCUUGGUUGGGUUGGCCGUUGCAGGCUUGUUCACCAUUUUGUUGGAGUAUGUGCUAUUUCGUCAAUUCUCGUCGCACUUGGGGAGGUUCCCAUCAGAAACCAUUUUGAACCAAGCCAGCACCUCAAUGCUGACGAAUAUCGAGCUAUUCGUCAAUAACACCAACUACUUCAUUCAGUUACAGGAGGCUGAAUUGAAUGAUGAGCUUUUUGGGUCGUUUAAAAACACUUCUGCCCUAAUCAUGGCCUCAAUCGACACAUUUGUGCAGGGUCUCAACAGCUCAUUGAUUGAGCCGUUUCAAGACACCCCCCUAAGUGGGCCCAUGUCCUCAGUUGUAUAUUGUUUUAUCACAAGGAAAUUGGAGACCAUAAGGGAAGGGUUUGAGUGGGUGCAAAAUAACCUCUAUAUUAGUGUUCCCAGUUUGCCCGAUGACAUUUCGAGUGAUUUGACUAAACUAGUGAACUCCCUGAAGCCGUCUGUGAGUGCUGAUUUCAACAGGUACAGUUCUCAGACCAUAGCGUUGUUUCAAAGCACGUUGUUUGUGGAGUUGAUGUUCAUGGUGGGGGUGCUCGCGGUGUGGGUGGUGCAGUUGGUAGCGGGAAUCGGGUUGCUUGUUUUGCGGAAGAGAAACGUGAGGAUAGGAGACCCGAAGCCGUUGACGGCCAAGCAGAAAUUGAGUUACGGGCUCCCAUUCAACGAGUUGAGGUGA